This is a messenger RNA of Exophiala bonariae, 1032 nucleotides long. RefSeq lists its product as uncharacterized. The transcript has a single exon. Bases 1 to 1032 code for a protein of 343 amino acids. Lineage: Eukaryota; Fungi; Ascomycota; Eurotiomycetes; Chaetothyriales; Herpotrichiellaceae. The record is from RefSeq and is a predicted model, not a curated record.
AUGCUUGAGCCUACACGCCUGGCCCCUGGGCAAGCCAACCAACCAUAUAUCCUAGAAUCAUUAUGCGGCGAAGUCAUCUACAUCCCGCUGUCCAAAUCGGCGACACGCCUCCUCGUCACAGGCAAGGAGAGCGACAAUGCGUUCGCGAUCGUCGGGACGGGUGGUGCGCAAGGCGACCCGAUCGGGUUCCACUACCACCGCGAAGCCCACGACGUCUUUCUGUGCCUGAAAGGCAACGUCAACGUCUGGGCGGACGACCAAUGCCGCACACUUAGCGCGGGAGAUCUCGCCAGCGUCCCGCCCGACACGGUCCAUCAGUACCAGAUACUCGGCGAUUACACCGAGUUCGUGGGCUUGAUCGUGCCUGGCGGCUGGGAGGAGUUCUUCCGGUUCAUUGGCGAACCGUAUGCUGGGCCGCUAUUCCCGUUGGUCGACGAGCGGAAUAUCUUCGAGGUGCUGAUUCCGAAGCUGAAGGCUGCGACUGAGAAGUUUGACAUGAUUCCUGUCAGGGAUCAUCCGGCGGUGCAGCCUCAGCCGUGGCGGGAUGGCGCGGACGAUAAACUGCCGGGUGCUCUGAAGCCCUAUUUUCUGCGUGCUGGUACUGGUCCACGGUUUUUGGUAGGUGGAGUUGUGGUUAGCCCGCUCAUUGGUGCCGCAGAAUCUGAUGGUCGGUUUUCGAUCGCGUGCAUCGAAGGUUCUUCGUGGCACGAGGGUUCGCCAUUGUCCGAGACAUUCCGUUUCGCGAACGUGCAUCAUGCCAUUCAAGUGGUUGACGGCCAGCUGGGGCUGACAAUUGGAGACCAAGAGGCGACGUUAAAUGUUGGUGAGACUGCGUACAUCCCGAAGACUACCUCGUUCAGUAUGCGGGUGCGGAGUCGAUAUAUCAAGUUUUACGUCUUCAUAUCCGGGAAUGGGCUAGCGGACCUUCUAUGUCAGCUUGGGAAGUCUUAUGAUCAGACCAUCCCUCCCGAGAGGCCAGUCGCAUGGGAGAAGGGGGAAAUGGAUCAACUCACACAAAGGCAUUACAGUUGA